Messenger RNA from Penicillium paradoxum, 405 nucleotides. RefSeq names its product RNA recognition motif domain-containing protein. Gene Ontology annotation, molecular function: RNA binding. Bases 1 to 405 code for a protein of 134 amino acids. Lineage: Eukaryota; Fungi; Ascomycota; Eurotiomycetes; Eurotiales; Aspergillaceae. The transcript has 4 exons. The record is from RefSeq and is a predicted model, not a curated record.
AUGUCGAAGCUUUUCAUUGGCGGUCUUUCCUGGAACACAGACGACAACAGUCUGCGCCAGCGCUUCGAGGAAUUCGGCGUUGUUGAGGAUGCUACUGUUGUCAAGGACCGUGAUACUGGCCGCAGCCGCGGUUUCGGUUUCGUCCGCUACUCCAACGAAGAUGAGGCUACUGCUGCUAUGAACGCCAUGAACAACCAGGAAUUCGACGGUCGCCAAAUCCGUGUUGACAAGGCUACUGAGCGCGCUGCCGGUGGUGGUCGCGGCGGCUUCGGCGGCGGCGGUUACCGUGGUGGCUACGGCGGCGGUGGCUACGGUGGUCAGGGCGGCUACGGCGGCGGCCAGGGCUACGGUGGUGGUCAAGGUGGCUACGGCGGCGGCCAGGGUGGAUACAACGGUGGUUACUAA